Molecule: messenger RNA, 1262 nt
Organism: Cynoglossus semilaevis (tongue sole)
Lineage: Eukaryota; Metazoa; Chordata; Actinopteri; Pleuronectiformes; Cynoglossidae
Product: olfactory receptor 10J4-like
Exons: 1
Coding region: 312-1262 (316 amino acids)
Biological process (GO): detection of chemical stimulus involved in sensory perception of smell; G protein-coupled receptor signaling pathway
Cellular component (GO): membrane
Molecular function (GO): olfactory receptor activity; odorant binding; G protein-coupled receptor activity
Source: RefSeq, a predicted model, not a curated record
GGCCUAUAAAGUUGAAUGGCUUGACCUCAGGUCUUGCCGUUAAAGAAAAUCACGUCAAUAAUAUUCUCUUGUUCACUAUGGAACUGUAUGGUCGCUGUGCUUUCUAUCGGGGGAUUUCAUGAUUGAACUGGAGCAAAGUUAAGAAGUUAGAAACACCGAUUGCAUCUGUAUGAUGUAAGGUGUGUGUGAAGGACCCUGGGGUUUUGUUGACAUGUGUUUAAAUUGAGAUCUACCCAAAGCCCAGAGACCAGUUCUCACAUGUUCUUCUGCCCGACUGAACAAGUCUUAAGCUUUUGGUUUUCACAGCCCUGAUGGAGGAUGAAAUGAACGUCACCUACAUUACUUUUACUGGCCACAUAAAUGUGCCGAGAUACAGAUACGUUUACUUUGUUGUCAUGCUGAUGCUCUACAUUCUGAUCAUCUUCUGCAAUUCAACGAUUGUGUGUCUCAUUGUGAUUAAGAAAAACCUGCACAAGCCGAUGUACGUUUUUAUCGCAGCCUUGUUAAUCAACUCCGUUCUUUACAGCACCGUGAUCCAUCCCAAGCUCCUCAUCGACUUCCUGUCGCCGAGACAGUUAACUACGUUUCACCCUUGUUUAUUUCAAGCGACCGUUUAUUACACUUUUUCAAUUUCAGAGUUCUUACUCUUGUCUGCCAUGGCCUAUGACAGGUACGUGUCCAUAUGUAAACCUCUGCAGUAUCAGAACAUCAUGAGAAGAUCCACCGUCGUAAUUUUUUUGCUUUCCGCCUGGAUUGUGCCUGCGUCUGAGCUCGGGAUCAUGUUCAUCUUGUACUUAAACAUCAAAGUCUGCCACUUUAGCCUUCGAGGGAUUUUUUGUAACACCACGAUUUACACACUCCAGUGUGUCAGGUCUGGAGUCACAUCUGUAUAUGGAGUGGUCAUCUUGCUGAACAUCUGCCUGCUUCCUGUUCUCUUCAUCCUCUUCACCUACACCAGGGUCCUCAUCGUCUCCAACAAAAGUUCUAGAAAAGUCCAGACUAAAGCUACUCAGACCUGUUUACCUCACAUGCUAGUUUUAAUCAACCUCUCUGUUUUUAUCACUUUGGAUGUUGUAGUCGUUAGAAUAGGAGCACAUUUACCCAAACUUGCCAAUUUAGUUCUUUCACUACAGAUGACGGUCAGUCACCCUCUGCUCAACCCCUUUAUCUACGGACUAAAGAUGAAGGAAAUUUCGAAACACCUUCAACGUCUACUGUUUCAGCUGAGAUCUCACCGAGAGGUCAACGCUAAAUCAAUGUGA